Molecule: messenger RNA, 4255 nt
Organism: Oncorhynchus kisutch (coho salmon)
Lineage: Eukaryota; Metazoa; Chordata; Actinopteri; Salmoniformes; Salmonidae
Gene: rfk
Product: riboflavin kinase
Exons: 4
Coding region: 415-909 (164 amino acids)
Biological process (GO): FMN biosynthetic process; riboflavin biosynthetic process
Cellular component (GO): mitochondrion
Molecular function (GO): riboflavin kinase activity
Source: RefSeq, a predicted model, not a curated record
CAUAUAAAAUCCCCAGAAGAAGAAUCGACCACAAUCACAUUCACAACUUCAAAUAGGCUAGCUAGGUACUUGGCCAAAGCGGAAACGGGGGUAAAGAUAAGUAUAUCAAGCUAAUUUAGCAUAGAUAAGAGAACUGUUUUGUCAUUUUCGGCGUUCAGCAUUAAAGGGCGAACUGUGGUCCUUGCGCUGAGUAGGAAUCAUUUCUGUUGCUAGUUAUCAGUGGUUAGCUCGCUAGCUGUCUUUCGAGGUCAUUCUCGGCAGUGUGUAUUGUUAGAUAACGGUACAGAAAUAUUUUUUUAGAGACACUGCAUAGGCUUGACUAGGUAGCUCGCCAACUAGUUACACAGCCCGCUAACCUUUUAGCUAGCUAACUACCGUUAACUGAAAGCCGUCCCCAGUUGGAAAGAAGGAGAAAUGAAGAGUCUUCCGUAUUUCUCCCGAGGGGAAGUCGUUCGAGGAUUCGGACGAGGAAGCAAAGAACUAGGGAUUCCCACAGCCAACUUCCCAGACUCAGUGGUGGAGCACCUCCCUGGCGACAUCAGCACAGGGAUCUACUAUGGCUGGGCAUGCGUGGGCAGCGGAGACAUCCACAAGAUGGUGAUGAGCAUCGGCUGGAACCCCUACUACAAAAACACCAAGAAAUCCAUGGAGACUCAUGUGAUACACACAUUUAAGGAAGAUUUCUAUGGACAGAUCCUCAGUGUAGUCAUGGUGGGCUACAUCCGUCCAGAGAGGAGCUAUGACUCGCUUGGUAAGAAUGCCCUCAUAGCAGCAAUCAACCAUGACAUUGAGGAGGCCAAGAGAAACCUGGAGCUCCCAGAACACCUCAAACUCAAAGAGGACAACUUCUUUAGAGCCACCGCCAGCACGUCCAUGACAACAUCCAACAAGAUCAUGAACGGCCACUGACUUCUGAACAACUAAUGGGCUCUCCUGUAUGUUAUCCUCUGCUCUGUCUUUCUCUCUGUAAUCACUACCACACCAAUGGCCAAUAUGCUACUUAUUCAGUCCUCUGUAGAGAUUUUGUUUUGAGGAUCAAAUCUUUGUAUCUGAUCUGAAGCUACAUUUAGACCAUGGUCGUGUUCAUUAGGGCACAAUACCAAAAACCAUUACAAACUUUUUCCAAUGGAGAACAAGUUUCUUUGUCGGACAAGUUUGGUGCCUAAUGAACACGACCCAGUUAAUGCAAGAUAAUGUGCAUCUCCAGGAAGUGAAUGUGAUCUUUGUGUGUUGAGGGGGAACAAAUUGUCUCUCGUCACAAGCCCUGUACCAUCAAACCACUGCUAAUAGAAAUGAAUGGUCAUUUUGUAUUGGUUUAGAAUUGGAGUUUAGUCUCAGCUUUGCCGUCGAAGUUUAUUCAUCCUUUUCAUAUUCAGAUGUAUUAAAUGUCUGCCUUGAAGCAGAGAAGUCCUCAACGUAUAUUGCAUGUAAUCUAGGCUAAAUAAUUGCAUUAUACACUUCGCUGAAUUCAAGUGCUUUUAUUUGAUGUACAGUAUGGCUAGUUUUUAUAAUAUAUUACUGUUUUCGUAGACCAAUCUGUGAAUGAGAGUAUCUAUUCCCUGUCCCUACCCCCUCUGAUUUUGAGAUACAUUGGUUGGAGAAAAUGUCAAUGUAGCUUCAGCUUUCCGAUGUCCUUCAUUUGUAUAGUUCCUCAUUGGUCAAAUCCAGCAUUUUACCUCCCCACAAAUGAGGGACAUUUUAUUUAAGUUUUGUGAGGGAGAAAAUAACCAAAUGGCCCCACUUAAGUGUCUGAAAGUUUCAACAAUGUAGUUUUUACUGACUUAACCAUGUUUGGACCCUAAUUCCACUGAGAUGAGCAAUGAUAUGGUACAAGAGGAGUAAGUCCAGGCCUCUGAUUCUCUACAGCUGUGUGUUUUUUUUCUUUCUCUUUGUCAUUUUCUCAGAGGACAGAGGAGUGUUGAGAGCAUACAUAUGUAGUGCUUUAUAGCUGCUGUAAAUAGCCUAGUUGUUAAAAAUUAUUUUAGUUAAUGUGAUUUGAGAUGUACUGUAUUUAAGAGUCUCUAAUAUUGGCAGAGGAAAAAACAUGGCUAUUCAUAAUAUAUUACUGUUUUCGUAGACUGACUCUGGAAAUAAGUGACUAUAUUCCUCUCAAAGAUAUCCUGGCCUUUUUAUUGCAGCUGACCUUAAAUUCCCCUUCAUGCAGAAAAUGUACUGUAUGUAGUAAGCAGUUGAUAGAUGCAUAUGUAAAUCGAUACAAUGACAUAUUGAACGCUAUGCAAAUGGCUGAGAUAAGCAUCUCGCCUAGCACCUAAAAGUCCUUAGGGAAGGUUUCUGGUUAGAAUAGUGACUCGGAGCACCAGUUGUAGAAGAGGGGACUAAUUAUUGUGUUCCCCAGACCUAGUACUGGUUGGCAGUACUGUGCCUUAAUACCACAUUCACACACAUAUUGUCACAGCCCAACAUAUACAUUUUCUCACAAACAAACACAGCAGAAUCUGUGCUAAUUGAAACCCAGGGCACCCCAUUGUCUGACUAAUCUGACUUUUCCUAUCAUCAGUUUGUUGUGGACAAGCACCAGGGAAGAGGAUUGGUAAAACAUGGCUUCUACAUGUAUUAUCUUAGCAUCCAACCAUGUAAAGAUAUUAUAAGCAGUUAUUCCAUUAAACCAGUAUACUUUUAUCUUGUAACGUUAGCUAUCACCAUACUACUGUAGUAAAACAUACAGUGAGCAAACACAACUCAAGAAGGGACAUUUUGUUUGUCUCUGUUUUUCCCAGCUCCAGUUUUCAGCCUGUAAUGGCAUUACUCUGAAGACCAAGGUCUGGUUAAUGAGGUCAGUGUACUCUGUGGUAAUUGUAUAAACAAUACAAACCUCCCCAGACCAUGAAGCAGCUCGUUUUGUAGCUUGUGUUUUGAUCGUUGUGCCCUUUAUAUACGUACUGGUCAGAGAUGUUCUAUAAAUCAGUGUAGCUAGAAGCUCUCAUUGAACUAUCCAAAAACAUGGCUCAUAUUUCUGAUCAAGUAGCCUAUGCAUUAGUGUUGGAUUAGCUAACUACUCCUCGAAGGCAUCUGGUAGUAAUAGUGUUGUAGGGUUGCUCUCCAGUUUGGCACCGAACCACCACCCUCAGCCAACAUAUGAUCUCAUCACUAAACAAGGAAAACAUUUAGCUCAGUUGAGACUGCUUAGUAGAAUCAGACAAUGUCAUGAACCAGUGUCACCUGAUUCUUCUCCACUUUUGUUCUUCCAUUUGUAUUCUGCUUUUGUUUGUUCCUUUAUAAAGUGUGUGAUGGCAGAAUGUUAAUUGUUCCCAAAAUAUGUUUUAGCUAGAUAGGCCUCCUUGUAAAUCAUUGAACUUCUUUCCAAGUAACUCUUGGAUUUUCCAGACCUCCAGUACAAAAAAGAUUUGACAGUUAUUUUGUAUGUAACAAAAUCAGACCAUGCAAUGCUGUAAUUGUUGAUGAAGUAACAUGUCCUGAGUUAUAGUUUUGAAUUAAAAAAAUAUGAGAAAGCGUAACUGUAUUUUUGUCAUCACAGUUAACCAUGGGUCUGUGUUCAGGGACCCAUUGUGUGUGUUGGGCUCAUUUUCAGAACCUUGCUGUAUGAUCCUGCUUGAAGUUUUAUGGCUCUAUUCAAUCUAUAAAGCUGAAGCGAUGCGGCUGCAAUAGAGCCCUUUUUCUUAUUAAACGUACAAAGAUGCAUGUCUCGUCUCACCCUCUCGUUGCUCAAAUUCGAUCAGCUUUCAGUGCUAUUGUAUAUUUUAUGGUGGGGUAGGACAUUUCUGCUUCAUUGGAAAUUGAGUUGUUGCAAGUAGUUUCUUUCCAGGAAUUACACUACAUACAUUGUUAUUGAAUAUGGUUCCUUAAAAUGCAUAAACAAAUGCAUAAAAUAUCACAACACAAGUAAAUGUCUGGUUACAUAUGUGGCCUCGGAGGGCCAUGAGACAACACACUGUAUGUUUGGGAUAGCCUACUCUGUCAAUAACAAGGGACAAGAAGUAUCAAAGCUGUGUCUGAAAAUGUUAUUUUCCAUCAAAUCCUUGUUUUCUUAGUCCUUGUCUCCUCAAUUCCUCUGAAAGCUCUUUGGAGGAGGUCUCAGGGAGAGGCUGGAUUUUCUCAUCCAAUGCACUUUGGCCCGAUUCCAACCCGAGUUAAGUGUGCAUAAAUGGAAUGUUAAUCCCUUUUAUGCACUUUUCUCUGUGUAUUCUGACCUUGAUCUUAAGCAUGAGAAAAUCAUGCUAUUCACCUGCUUAUUGUUGUGGGUGGAGAUUUAAUAAAUGGAGGCGUGUUACAGCUA